Messenger RNA from Lingula anatina, 2843 nucleotides. Its product is annotated as toll-like receptor 2. Gene Ontology annotation, cellular component: plasma membrane. The record is from RefSeq and is a predicted model, not a curated record. Gene Ontology annotation, biological process: inflammatory response; signal transduction. NCBI's taxonomy places the organism in Eukaryota, Metazoa, Brachiopoda, Lingulata, Lingulida, Lingulidae. Gene Ontology annotation, molecular function: protein binding; signaling receptor activity.
UCCCAUUCUCCACGUGAAGGAUGACAAGUGCCAGGGAAUAGACAAUCAAUAACUUCCUCGUUAUCUGAUAUAAGUACACAUAAUCGUGAAAAAUCAGAUGUCUCCAACUACAGUGUUUGGCAUACAAGUGGAAAUCUAACACCCACAAGAAUGCAUCACUUGUUACGAACGUAAGCCCAUAACAUAAACUGUAACCAGAUGUACAUUUUAGCACAAAAGCAUCCAGGCCUGGUUGGUUACACGUACUGGUUCAAGGAUAUUUUGUACAUAUGAAUUACCAUAUAAUAGGGCCUUAACUGAUUGGAAAUACAUUUACCAAUAACUUGGUUAAAUGUGCUUUAUCAGGAGCAUGUUAUUAAAAUACACUAUGAACUCGCCAGGGCUCAUCCACACUGUUUCUCUUUUGCUUGCCAUAUGUAGGUCAUUACAUGAGCGUCUGGUAUUAUGAAAUGACUCAGCCUCUUGUGUCCUAAUUACGUUCCCUUUCUCCUUAUCAACACCACGCACAUAGCAACUGAGGUACUUCCUUAAUGCUCCUGUAGAUCUAGCCAUAGCAGUUGGGUCAUGAAGGCGCUUGGCAAUUAUAAAAAAUCUCCCCAUCGUCUACGUGAAGGAUAAAGAGUGCCAGGUAUUACAUCUAGAUGCAGCAAUAUAAGGAUCUACCUGCCAUGACAAUCAACACUACAAUAUUGGCAUUCGCGUUGACGCUUACAGGUGCUGCAGGGUUUUACUGUCCGCCAAGAUGCCACUGCAAAUCAUCUCUUCGUCAGGUGGAAUGUCAUAAUCUGAAUUCGACGCAAGUGCCGCAUUGUGAUAAUACGACGUUAAUUUUGAUUCUGAAUGACAUUUGGAUAUCUUCUCUGCGAAACGAUUCCUUUGCAGGACUGUCGCAACUGGAAAAUUUGACGCUGAGUAGUAACACACUGUCACAUGCUGAAAAAGAGGCAUUCGAGCCUUUGGAGAAUAUCCUCUCUAUAGAUCUGAAAGGGAAAAUGCUGUAUCUAGAUAAUCUGGAGCCGGCCUUUUGCCAUGUAUCUAAAACAAUACAGCGGCUCUGUCUGAAUAGAUACAAAGGAAGAAAGACUGCCGAAUUCCAAACUCCGAGAAGUUCCCUCCUCCGUUGCCUUAAUGGCAGCGAUAUCACGGAGUUGGACCUUAGCUAUAACAGUUUACACACGCUUCCUGACUCCUUUUUUUCAGGAUUGACAAAAUUGCAAAAUCUGAUUUUACGUGAUAAUCAUAUUGCCUUUAGGAAGGAAACAUUUGUUGGCUUGAAUAAUCUACGCUUGCUAGAUUUGCGAAACAAUCACUUGAGUCAAAUCCCAAACUUUGGAAAUGUGACGUAUCCGUUUUGUCCAAAUUUGCUUGAAUUACAUCUUGCCUAUAAUGACAUCAGCUCUCUCAACUCUGCUGAUUUCAUUUCCCUUAAAUACUUACAAAGGCUGGAUAUUGGUUGGAAUCUAUUGACAAAAUUCCCAAAUAAUAUGUUUGAAUACAUGCCUGAAUUACAAUUCGCCUUUUUACAGCAUCAACGAAACUUGAAAGAAAUUCAGGAUCUGGCAUUUGCAAGUGCUUCUCUUUUUCAUCUCGAUAUCAGUAUCAACAACUUUCAAUUCAAGGAUGCAAAUUCGGACGUUUUUUCUCAUGCCCCACAUUUGCAAGAGCUUUACAUGUCCGACAACCAUCUGGAUAAGAUCGACGAUGCAGCACUGGAAAAGUUAUUUAGAAACCUUACAAAACUGAGAAAACUCAUCAUUAGCCAGACACGAUUGACUCAUCUUCCACCCAAAUUGUUCGAGACCAAACCGUUCCUCCGUGAGCUACAACUUGGGUCAAACCAGUUGUCGUCGUUGGAUCCAGUCGUUUUUCAAUCUCUUUUUUCAUUGCAAAUGCUAUAUUUGGAAAAUAACCUAAUUCGUACUAUAUACGAGUCAUCGUUGCCACCGUUCGUUUGGAAAAACCUUACAAAAAUUAGCCUUGCAGAAAAUCUUUUUUCUUGCACGUGCGAUAAUUUUUGGUUCCGUACUUGGAUGGACACAACCCAAACAACGAUUGUGGCCCUUCAUCAACGUAACUCAUACCGUUGUUAUGAGCCAAAGGAAUUAGCUAAAUCUCCGUUUCUAGAUUGGCAUCCAUCCAAAGCCCAAUGCACGCCGCUGCCAGCAUGGGUCAUAGCCAGCGCCAUCGGCGUCUCUAUAAUGUUAUUUCUGGCGCUCGUAACAGUGGUGUCCCACCGUUAUCGAUGGUACAUACGCUACUGGUGCUUUACACUGCGUUCCCGUUACAAACGCCUCGAACCGUUUGAAAAUAACGGUACCUUCGUAUUCGACGCAUUUGUGUCCUACAACUGCCAUGAUCGCCAUUGGGUCAUACAAAGACUUCUCCCGAAAUUGGAAUAUGACGCUGGUUUCAAACUUUGUCUUCACGACAGAGAUUUCAUCGUAGGCCAUGACAUCGUGGAUAACAUCGUGGACGCUUUAGAGGUCAGUAGAAAGACGAUUCUCGUGUUGUCCAACAACUUUGCUCAGAGUCAAUGGUGCCAAUUGGAAAUGACGAUGGCUCAGCACAAGCUAUUUGAUGAGAACAAGGAUAUCCUGGUCUUGAUAUUGCUCGAGGACAUUAAACCUGAGAACCUCAGCAACAGACUGACCCUGUUGCUAAGGAAGCAGACCUACAUAGAGUGGCCUCGCGAGGAAGAAGGUCAAGACCUCUUCUGGGAAAGAGUGAAGGCAGCUCUCCAAAAACCGUAUGGGCAUGGAACGCUAUAAUGAUAUUUCACAUCCAGUUUUAAGAAACUUUGCAUGGCCCUAGAAAUGAACCAAGCGAAUCAAGUAUAACUUUAC